AUGUCCAACGAAACAACACCACUGACCCCGCCCUCGACUGCUUUGUAUCCUACUCUGAUAACACCGCCAGAAUCGGGUAAUUCCAUCGAGGACCCGAUACUUAUAUUCGAUUCUGAUGAAUCGGAUGUCUCGGACACGGAGGCGCUUGAUGGAUCUGUUCGUCAGCUAUCUGAAAACAGUCCAUCGCCCUCCCCUCGGGGUGCGGCCAGAUUGCAGCCCCGAAAGCUCCGGCGCCAUAGCCGAGAUGUAUCUCCUUCUGGAGGAGAUGCCAAGGUGGAAAAGCUGGAUGAAGUCGAGAAUACCAGGGGAUUGAACGUAAAUAAUAGCGAUCUGGCGCACAACACACCUCAUAGCUCUCCCAAAUUGCCAAUGGACAGUCCAAAUGGCGGUACUGCUUCGGAAAGCAGUGACACCAGGCCAUCUCACUCAAGUACUCCCUCAGCCUCCGAAGUACCAAUGCCAAUGUGGAAGCUGGAAAUGAAAAUCAAGGAGAUUAUCUUGAAGACCGCCACGGAAACAGAAGGGCAAAAAGAAGGGCAUGCCUACAUAUAUGCGGAUCCGAGAAAUGAGGCAGGAUAUUUCAAACUGGGAAAAUCUGAAGAUCCAUUGCAGCGUGAAAAAGAGCUCCAAGUUAAAUGCAAACAUCCCACGUUCCAAGUGGUGCAUGUGGUGCCCAGAGAAGUGUCAGUUCCUUGGUUCAGUCGUUUGGAGUCGCUGGCACACGCUGAACUCGCCAAUAUGAGAUAUUCUUUCGAAUGCCCUUGCCGUACGCCUCACAAAGAAUACUUCACCGGAAGAGUGCAGGAGGCCUUGGAAAUCCUCAACUUCUGGUCUAGCUGGCUGCAGUGCAAUCCGUAUGACGAGCAGCUCCAACUUUCUCCUUUCUGGAAAGAUAGACUUCGUCUUCUGGGAGGGAAAGCACUUAGCCAUCCCAGGUGCCCCAACAUCGAAUGUCGCUCCGCCGCGGACAUCGGUUCCAGCUCAUGUCAAGCAUGUCUCAGACUACGCUUGAAAGCAUGGGCAGACGUGACAGAAUUUGAUUAUUUCGAGUUCGAAUGUCGCAUGAGGAUUGGCUGGGGGUUUCUCCGUCAAGUCAUACACUUGAUGUGGCCCCGCUUUGGGAGUCGCAGUUUCAUUCUCAUUGAGGGCUGCGAGAAGAUGAAACGCAUAGCCGCUUUCUUGUGGGCCCCGACGACUCAUUUGCGUUUCCUUUUGUUGUUGAUAUUUUGGCUCUGGCACUCGAGCAACGCACCUCGCGAAUCCAUUUUGUACUAUGGCAUACUUUGCUUUUUUGCCUAUUGGAGGAUCACGACAGAAUUAGACAACACUCCAAGUGACAGUCAAUUGACAAAAGUGCAACCCAUUUCUCGGGCACCAGGCAAGAAAGCCAAUAUCAGCGCUUCGAAUUCGCCAGGCACCAAGAUCUUUCCUAACACAGCCAGUGAACCAGAGAUGCCAGAUGAAAAAGGACCGCCCUCCAAGAGCCGCUCAGUGAGCGUCAAUGAACCUAUCAAUAUGUCGAGCAUUACCCGAGGCUAUAGAUGUGCCACUGCUGUCCAUGAAAUGUCUGAAACCUCCAAAGCAGAGCACAACGGUGCCAAACCUUUUUUGACUCCAGACCGAGCAACAAGGACUGUCGGUAAAACCAGUCCGAAAGCCGGUGCAAAACGACGAAAGAGCGAUAUUCUUUGA
Molecule: messenger RNA, 1692 nt
Organism: Aspergillus pseudoviridinutans
Lineage: Eukaryota; Fungi; Ascomycota; Eurotiomycetes; Eurotiales; Aspergillaceae
Product: GIY-YIG nuclease family protein
Exons: 2
Coding region: 1-1692 (563 amino acids)
Source: RefSeq, a predicted model, not a curated record